Molecule: messenger RNA, 774 nt
Organism: Plasmodium malariae
Lineage: Eukaryota; Apicomplexa; Aconoidasida; Haemosporida; Plasmodiidae
Product: Plasmodium exported protein, unknown function
Exons: 2
Coding region: 1-774 (257 amino acids)
Source: RefSeq, a predicted model, not a curated record
AUGUGUACAAAAGUGGAAAAUAUUAAAUUCCUCAUAUUUAUUAAAAUAUUUAUAUCUUCUUUUUUAAUUUGGAUAUGCCAAUAUUACAAUGGUGUGUCUAUCUGUAGUAGUUCAAUAGAAAAAAAGUAUUCAAUAGAUGGAAAUUCAUGUUUAACAGUUAAUAGACUGUUAUCAGGGAGUUCGUUGGUUGUAAAAUCAACUGGAGAUACAUCAAGUGAUGUGAGUAACACUAAAUUAAUGGAUGAAAUAAAAGAUAUAUAUGAAAAUAGCAAAGGUACUAAACCAAGAAGAAAAAAAGUUGAGGAAAUUUUGUUAAAAUCAAAGGGAAGAAAUAGGUUACCUAAGAGAAAACAAAAUAUUCUUAAUAGAAUGGAUACAGUUUUUGAAGAAAAGAUAUUCAAUUAUUUAAGUACCAUACAUAUAAUUAAAGAUAACUUGGAAGUUAUUAAAAAGACUGAAAGAAAAAUGGUAAAUAGAAAGAUGGAUUUAGGAAUUUCGUCACCUUAUUUAAUUUUUUUGACAGGAUUAGCUCUUUUUAUAAUACUUGUUGCAGUAGUUUCCAAUUACGCUACAGGAGAUAUAAGACCAAUUAUAGAAAAUGCAUUAAAUGUAGUACAACAAGUAUUGUUAGUAGUUUUAACAUUAAUGAUGGCUUUAAUUAUCCUAUGUAUUAUUUAUGUCUCUAUAAAAACUGCAAAAUACGAAAAAAUAAAUGCAAAAAAUUGCAAAAUUUGUUAUAAUAUUGUUAAAUCCUUUGGUAAGAAAUGCAUUUAA